Brachypodium distachyon (stiff brome) is the source of this 591-nucleotide messenger RNA. RefSeq names its product histidine-containing phosphotransfer protein 2. The record is from RefSeq and is a predicted model, not a curated record. NCBI's taxonomy places the organism in Eukaryota, Viridiplantae, Streptophyta, Magnoliopsida, Poales, Poaceae. Gene Ontology annotation, biological process: phosphorylation; phosphorelay signal transduction system; cytokinin-activated signaling pathway. The transcript is spliced from 6 exons. The coding region runs from base 85 to 525 and encodes 146 amino acids. Gene Ontology annotation, molecular function: histidine phosphotransfer kinase activity; protein histidine kinase binding. Gene Ontology annotation, cellular component: nucleus; cytoplasm.
AAUCCACCAAGACUUCCGAGUCCCCCGGCCCAACUACUCCAUCAUCCGCUCUUAAUCUCGCUUUGCUAAUCCCAGCAGCUAGCCAUGAACAGCCCUAUGUUCGAGCUGUCGAAUCUGAUGGGGUUCAUGUUCAGUGCGGGUUUGCUGGACAAUGCGUUCAACAGGCUGCAGCAGCUCCAGGAAUCCAGCAGCAACCCUGGAAUGGUCAGUGAGCUAGUCAAGAAAUUUUGCGAGGACGGGGAGCAGACCAUUCGCGAGCUCGCCAACCUGCUAAAUGAGCAAGUCGUGGACUAUCACCAGGUUACCAUUUCUGCGUAUAACAUCAAGGGGCGCAGUUCAAGCUUUGGUGCUCGGAGAGUGGCGAACGCUAGCAUUGAGUUAUGUGAGUUCUGUAAGGAAAAGAACAAACUUGGAUGCCUUAUGACACUAGAGUCUAUUAAAAAUGAGUUCUACGAUCUGCGCGACAAGUUGCACACCAUGGUUCAGCUGGAGAAGCGGGUCGAGGCCUACUUCCCGAGGAAGUAAAAUUGGAGCAAAAAAAAUUAGUUGAGCCGCAUGUUUCUGACGACAGACGACACAGCACUGCACUCC